AUGAGAAUAGUUGUUUUGUUGAUAUUUCUACAAGUGCAUCUCAAACGAAUACAAGGAUCCGUGCAAGAAGAUGAAAUACAAGGAUCUGCGCAAGAAGAUGCAUUGCAUUUUCUCACGCAUGAUGAUUUUCAUCGACCAACAGAAGAUGCGGAAGUGUUCCUCACCGAAGAAGAUUUUCGUAAUGGAGAGCUUCUAACAAGCAAAUCCUCCAAUACUUCAAAAUUUCUCACACGCCAAUUAUUUUCACAUGGCGACAUUCGGGGAAAAGCCGCGUGGAAACUGAAAACCCGCCGAAAAGGUGCCCGUCGAAAUGGAGUCAUCGCCGGCAUCAAAAAAUGGCCCAAUGGUCGGAUACCUUAUGUGCUCAGUGGACAGUACACAGAACGGGAACGUGCAGUACUUGCCAGGAGCUUUCAGGAGUAUCACAAGAGGACAUGUGUCCGAUUUGUGCCUCGAUCUCCUUUGGAUCGCGACUAUCUGUACAUAGGAAAAAUUGACGGAUGUUAUUCUGAUGUUGGCCGAGCUGGAGGAAGACAAGAAUUGUCACUUGAUGAUGGUUGCAUGCAGUACGACACGGCCAUUCACGAGCUGAUGCACUCUGUGGGCUUCUAUCACGAGCACGAAAGAUGGGAUCGCGACAGCUACAUAAAGAUUCUGUGGCAAAACAUUGACAGAGAUGCAUACGAUCAGUUUGGUAAGGUGGACCUGAGCGAGAGUUCUUACUAUGGCCAAGUUUAUGACUACUAUUCAAUCAUGCACUAUGACAGUCUGGCAUUUUCCAAGAACGGUCUUGAGACAAUGGUGGCUAGACGUCCUGAAAUGACAAGGGUGAUAGGGUCAGCGAUCAAUUUUAGUCCGACCGACAUACUCAAAAUGAAUCUGAUGUAUAAAUGCGGUCACGAAACUAUCCCGGAUGUUGUGAAUUCAAAUUCGGUUCCACCAAUUCCACCACCACCACUCCUUCCUCCUCCAACACUUCCAGCUGUUCAUACUCCUAUUGGCAGUGUUCGUCCUAUUACUGUAGAAGACGAGGAUGACGAUUGCAAGGACAAAACCAACUUGUGCUGGAGAUGGCUCGAUCGUUGUAACUCAUUCUUUUUCGAAAAGAUUAUGAAAGAAUUCUGUGCUAGUUCCUGUGGUUUCUGUUCACCCAAGAUACCCACAGCACCUAAAAAAUCCCCUGAAGAAGUUCCACCGAGCUACCUAACCUUGGGCUGA
Cylicocyclus nassatus is the source of this 1218-nucleotide messenger RNA. The record is from the annotation of a GenBank genome assembly. Lineage: Eukaryota; Metazoa; Nematoda; Chromadorea; Rhabditida; Strongylidae.